AUGACUCCACUCUAUGCUGCAGCUAAUUUCGGUCAUAUAGAUACUGUGAAAUUUUUCGUUUGCAACGGUGCUGAUGUAAAUGAAGAGCAUGAUGACAAGAGGAUUCCUAUUCAUUUUGCAGCUUGUAGAGGUCACAUCGAAAUCAUGGAAUAUCUCAUUCAACAAGGUUCUGAUGUAAACAAGGCUGAUUCUAAAGGUUGGACACCAUUCAAUGCAGCUAUCCAAUAUGGUCAUCUAGAAGCUGUCAAAUAUCUCAUUGAUAAAGGAGCCAAGCAGAACAGAGAUGAUGGAGCGACCCCACUCUAUGCUGCAGCUCAAUUUGACGUGAAUGGAGAAGAUGGUGAUAAAAUGAUUCCUCUCCACGGUGCUGUUUCUAGAGGUCACAUGGAAGUCCUGAAAUACCUUAUUCAGAAAGGAUCUGAUGUUAACAAAGUUGAUGCAAUUGGUUGGACGCCUUUGAAUGUAGCAAUUCGAAUUGGUCAUUUAGAAGCUGUCAAAAUUCUCCUGAAAAACGGAUCAGCACACACGAGAUCAGAGGAAUGA
Molecule: messenger RNA, 543 nt
Organism: Lytechinus variegatus (green sea urchin)
Lineage: Eukaryota; Metazoa; Echinodermata; Echinoidea; Temnopleuroida; Toxopneustidae
Product: serine/threonine-protein phosphatase 6 regulatory ankyrin repeat subunit C-like
Exons: 2
Coding region: 1-543 (180 amino acids)
Biological process (GO): innate immune response
Cellular component (GO): cytoplasm
Molecular function (GO): protein binding
Source: RefSeq, a predicted model, not a curated record